Molecule: messenger RNA, 1285 nt
Organism: Dendrobium catenatum
Lineage: Eukaryota; Viridiplantae; Streptophyta; Magnoliopsida; Asparagales; Orchidaceae
Product: two-component response regulator ORR9
Exons: 4
Coding region: 358-1077 (239 amino acids)
Biological process (GO): cytokinin-activated signaling pathway; phosphorelay signal transduction system
Source: RefSeq, a predicted model, not a curated record
UACCACAGUCGGCCAUCUGGUAAAAAACUAAAGCUGCGGCCACCGAGCAAGAUAGGAGGUAAAGUUGGAGAGCUCAUUUGCUUGCUCUGUAAUUCAAAUCGGAGCGAAUUGUUGAGGAAGAGUUGAAGAUUCAGUUGAUAUACGAUCGGAUCUUGGUUUUGAUGUGCUGGGAUUUUGGUGGGGUUUGUGUUUUCUUUGCUUCUGCGGCGAAGAUUCCAUUAUGAAGGUGGAAUAGAACAGAAGGACGGAACAGAGGGAGAGGAAAAGCCAGUAAUUAAUCCCCUUCUUCAGUAUCUUUCUCUAUUUCAAUCCAUAUCCAUUUCUUGAGCUUAUUAGUUUGAGGAGGAUAUUCAUAUUAUGGCCGUAGCUACAGAGACGCAGUUCCACGUAUUGGCAGUGGAUGACAGCAUCAUUGAUAGAAAACUCAUUGAGCGAUUGCUUAGGAUUUCAUCCUUCCAAGUGACGGCGGUAGAGUCAGGAAGCAAAGCACUGGAGUUACUCGGCCUUCGCGAGGAUUUGAAGAGCCCCCCAUCUGCUCCUCCUUAUCAGAAUGUGAGCACUAGACCAUCUUUUAAUCUUAAUUUUGAGGGAUUUUUGGAGAUUCGUGUUUUAGGUCUUCUCUUUUUCAUUCAGGAGAUUGAUGUGAAUUUGGUUAUCACCGACUACAGCAUGCCUGGGAUGACUGGGUAUGAUCUAUUGAGAAAAAUCAAGGAGUCAUCGGCUUUGAAGGAUAUCCCUGUUGUGAUUAUGUCAUCUGAAAACGUGCCUUCCAGGAUCAACAGAUGCUUGGAAGAAGGAGCCGAAGAAUUCUUACUAAAACCAGUGAAGCAAUCUGAUAUGAAUAAGCUAAUGCCUCGCAUACUGAAAGGGAAAUCGAAAGAAAAUCAGCUGGAAAACAACAUUAACAAUGGCUUCUGCACUGUUACUUGUGAGAACACUAUAACUGACAACAUGAAGAGUAGCACGAAUAGUACUAAUAUAAGUGGCAACAAAAGGAAAGCCAUGGAUGAAGGGUUCUCACCUGAGAGAAGAAAGGCAAGAUUAUCAAGCAGUAACUGGCAAUGUUGUGACAUAUAAAAAGGUUCAAAAACCCUUUUUUCCCCACUUGAUUUUCAUACAUUGAAGCUUUUCUUUUAUUUGUUUCUUUGCCUUCUAUUGCCUGGAAAAUCUGUAGUCAUGAGCUUAUACAAUUCGAUUUUGCUGUGCUCACAAAAUCCUGUAAUUUUAGAAAUAAAUACGUGUAGCUUUAUCAUCAGAAGUGAAAGCAUUCAUGGCCGAUUUCUAA